Molecule: messenger RNA, 234 nt
Organism: Knipowitschia caucasica
Lineage: Eukaryota; Metazoa; Chordata; Actinopteri; Gobiiformes; Gobiidae
Source: the annotation of a GenBank genome assembly
AUGGCAGUGUUUGACCAAUCAGACUCUGCAGCUGAUGAAGAUGAGGAUGAUGAUGAUGAUGGACGGCUUCAGCUGCGUCUGGAGCAGAAACCCAAGAUACAAAUUGAGCCUGAAGGGAGAGCAGUAGAGAUCCUCUCACAAACGGACGGGCUAAAAGAAACUUCAAGCGGAGAACCUUCAACCAUUCAUCCAGAUGCACCCCAUGGUAGUGGCAGUGCCCCUUCUGAACGUUAG